CAAGAUCUUGAAGAACGCACAUCUAGGUUUUACAGACAUAGUCUCGAGACUCGUCGAGUAGUUGAAAUUCGCAUACCUAGUGCGAACGAUAUAAGACCACCUGCAAUUGCCACCAGCUACUUGAAAGAAUCGAGUAUUCUUUGGUGCGCUAGGAGAAAUCUACUUUCGGCACGGCUGCCCGAUGGUAAAUUUCGUCGACAAAUUAUUCGCGUAAAGGCAUUUCAUGCUGCGCUCCCAGCCUUUGUAGACUCAACCCUUCGUACAGACCAUCAUGGCUUCCGAGACCAUGGCGACCUCAAAACCGAUCCAUACCGUAGUUCUGGACACUGGAUCCAUCAUCAAGAACGAGCCAUCUGUCUCAACAUUGUUGAGCCAAGCCGAGGUCAUCGUGACAGUGCCCGCCAUCAUUGCUGAAAUUAAAGACUCCGCCACACGGACGCGCUUCGAAACGACUCUCAAACCAUUCGUGACUCUUAGGACACCCCGUCCCGCAAGCGUGCAAGUCAUUGUCGAUUUCGCUCGGAAGACUGGCGACUUGGCCGUGCUGAGCAAGCCGGAUAUUCAAAUCAUCGCGCUUGCGUAUGAACUUGAAUGUGAGAGAAAUGGCGGCGACUGGAGGUUGAGACGCACUCCAGGUCAGAAGGGCAUGAACGGUCCUCCGCCAGGAAAAGCGGAGGCCGUGGCAGCAGAGGACGCAGUUGAGAAGGACGAGAGUGCUCAAUCAGCAGCUGAGCCGUCAGCCACGGUUGAAGAUGGAUCUAUAGAGGUUAUUAGUGGCGCUCAGCAGUCUGAGACGUCAGAAGGCGUUGCUGAGGAGAAGAUUAUCGCGCCCGAGCCAGAUGCAGUUGGUGCCGCGCAGAACCCGACAGACGUCACUGCAGCAGCCCCGAUAGACCGAGAAACAGCGGAGCUCGCCGAUCAAGAAGAAGACACUAUUCCUGGCCAACAGGAUGCAGAAUUAUCCUCACAACUUGAGACGCUUCAGGUCGCCGAGUCAGCGCCACAGGAAGCUGAAGCAGAGCCAGUGAUGAUUGAUUCCGCUCAACAAUCAGCGGAAAGCCAAAACGAAUUCGACUCGGAUUCGGGUUCCGACUCAGACGACGGCGGCUGGAUCACGCCUUCAAAUCUGAAGAAAAAGCAAGCGGCCGACGCAAUCGGCUCGACCAAAGAAGCCGAAGCACCCGCGGUAAUGCAAGUCGCUGUGAUAACCACCGAUUUCGCCAUGCAAAACGUGAUUCUCCAGAUGAACCUCAACCUACUCUCCUCGGCCAUGUUCCGAGUCAAACGCCUCAACACCUACGUCCUCCGCUGCCAUGCCUGCUUCAACGUCUGCCGCGACCUCGCCAAACAAUUCUGCCCACGCUGCGGCCAGGCCACACUCACCCGCGUCGCAUGCUCCACGAGCGCCAGCGGCGAAUUUCGCCUACAUCUCAAGAAGAAUAUGCAGUGGAACCACCGCGGCGACCGCUACAGUAUUCCUAAACCUGUACAUGGUUCCUCGAAUGGCAAACUCAAGGGCGGUGGGAAAGGCGGUUGGGGUAAUGAGCUUAUGUUGGCUGAGGAUCAGAAGGAGUAUCAGAAUGCCGCCCGUGUGCAGCAGAGGCAGAAGACGAGAAAUUUGAUGGAUGAGGAUUACUUGCCUGGUAUUUUGACAGGUGAUCGGGGCAAGAGUGGAGGGAGGAUCAAGGUUGGAGCUGGAAGAAACGUCAACUCGAAGAAGCGGUAGAUGGAUAACAAACCGCAAGUUUGGAUCAGGUUUUGGCGCAACUAGGUUCGUUUAGUUUGGCGUUCGGUCUUAUGAAUUUGUGUUCCGUUGGCGAUUCAUGCUUCUCGCUCGCCAAUUCAAUCAAUCAUUUCACU
Messenger RNA from Dissoconium aciculare CBS 342.82, 1860 nucleotides. RefSeq names its product proteasome maturation ans ribosome synthesis protein. Gene Ontology annotation, cellular component: preribosome, small subunit precursor. The transcript has a single exon. The coding region runs from base 272 to 1726 and encodes 484 amino acids. Gene Ontology annotation, molecular function: RNA endonuclease activity. Lineage: Eukaryota; Fungi; Ascomycota; Dothideomycetes; Mycosphaerellales; Dissoconiaceae. Gene Ontology annotation, biological process: maturation of SSU-rRNA; ribosomal small subunit biogenesis. The record is from RefSeq and is a predicted model, not a curated record.